CGGGAGCAGCAGCGCUCGCCCGCGCUCCGCCGCCGGGGCCGGCGCGGAGCGGAGAUGGUGCCGCUGCUGCGGAGCGCCGGCGGCUCCCACCGGUGGCUGCCCGUCGUUUUCCUCGGCCUUUGCUGGUUCCUGCCUCCCGGGAGAUUGGCCGCGCCGGGCGGAGACUUCCCGGGCUCUGCCGUGGACAAUCUGGUGGUCAGGAAAGGGGACACGGCCGUGCUGAGGUGUUACCUGGAGGAUGGAGUCUCCAAAGGGGCCUGGCUGAACCGCUCCAGCAUCAUCUUCGCGGGCAACGACAAGUGGUCCGUGGAUCCGCGCGUGUCCAUCGCCACGUCCAACCGCCGCGAGUACAGCCUGCAGAUCCAGGACGUGGACGUGACGGACGACGGCCCCUACACCUGCUCUGUGCAGACCCAGCACACGCCCAGGACCAUGCAGGUGCACCUCACCGUGCAAGUCUCUCCCAAGAUAUUCCGGAUCUCCAGCGACAUCGUGGUCAACGAGGGCAGCAACGUCACCCUGGUGUGCCUGGCCACGGGGAAACCUGAGCCCUCCAUCUCCUGGAGACACAUCUCUCCCUCCGCCAAGCCCUUCGAGAGCGGGCAGUACCUGGACAUCUAUGGAAUUACCAGAGACCAGGCUGGGGAGUACGAGUGCAGUGCAGAAAAUGACGUCUCAGUCCCAGACGUGAAGAAAGUAAAAGUCACAGUAAACUUUGUCCCCACAAUUCAGGAACUUAAAUCCAGCGGUGUGAUGCUUGGAGGGAACGGCCUGAUCCGGUGCGAAGGUGCAGGAGUGCCUGCCCCGGUCUUUGAGUGGUACAGAGGAGAGAGGAAACUGAUCAAUGGUCAACAAGGAAUCACUAUUAAAAAUUAUAGUACAAGAUCCCUUCUUACUGUUACCAAUGUGACAGAAGAGCACUUUGGCAACUAUACUUGUGUCGCUGCCAACAAGCUAGGGACGACCAAUGCCAGCCUGCCUCUCAACCCUCCCAGCACAGCCCAGUACGGCAUCACCGGGCACGCCGAGGUGCUCUUCUCCUGCUGGUCCCUGGUGCUGACGCUGUCCUCCCUCAGCAGCAUAUUCUACCUGAAGAACAUCCUUCUGCACUAAAUGUAAAGACCCAUAAAAGGCUUUUAAGGAUUCUCUGAAAGUGCUGAUGACUGGAUCCAAUCUGGUAGAGUUGGUUAAAAGCGGCGUGGGAUAUAAUCAGUGCUUACAUGGGGAUGAUCGCCUUCUGUAGAAUUGCUCAUUAUGUAAAUACUUUAAUUCGACUCCUUUUUUUUGAUUAGCUGCAUUACCUUGUGGAGCAGUACACAUUGUCCUUUUUUAAGACGUGAGAACUCUGAAAUUACUUUUAGAGGAUAUUAAUUGUGAUUUCAUGUUUGUAAUCGACAAGUUUUCAGAAGCAUUCAGUCAUGGUCUGCUGAGUCGCAGACUGUAGUUUACAAAAAAAGGAUAUUGCAGUAAAAAUGUGCUUCUUUAAGGCUGCAAUACAAACAUUCAGCUCCCUUCUCAACUAGCAUUCUAUCCAAACUUACACAAAAAACAUUUGUUCUUUUUUGAGUAAAAAAAAAAAUCGAAUAAUAUUGCCUUCAAAAUAUUUCUUCAAAAUACUACACAUAUCUAGAUUUUCUUCUAGCAUGAUAUUCAGGUUUCAAGAAUGAGCCUUGUACUAUAACUGCGUUGCGCAGUACUGCUUUUGUUCUCUUCCCUCUUUCCUGCCAAUUCAGCAUGGUUGUGCCUUCAUGAAACACGACUUUCCUCUUCCUCUCCAACAGUCUGGAAUGUGUUCUGGGAAAUGCUGGAGCAUCCUUUUGAGCAUAAGAGAUCUCUUGGUGGGACAGAGGUGCCCCGGGCUCCCGGGAAAGGCUCCUGUGCCCUGCAGGGAGCUGCUCCAGGGCAGCACCAACUCCUCCCUGCCCCUCCCUCCACCAGCCCUGAGCAGUAGGUGACCUCUGUAAAAACGACAUUUCCCACUAGCAAACAGAACUCCAGUGACUUUGUGGCACCUUUUGAAUGUCGGAAUGUUCCCCUAAAGCCAAAUCCCCACCUGGCUGUGAAUGUCAGGAUCGUCCCUUUUGUAUUGCUGGCAAAGCCGACGUGAAUUGGUAUUUUUCUUGCACUCAAUUUUGUACUGGUUUGCCUGAUUUAGCAAUGAUAAAGGAUGCUUUGAACCAUGAGA
Passer montanus (Eurasian tree sparrow) is the source of this 2185-nucleotide messenger RNA. It is a transcript of the gene NEGR1, whose product is annotated as neuronal growth regulator 1. The coding region runs from base 55 to 1113 and encodes 352 amino acids. NCBI's taxonomy places the organism in Eukaryota, Metazoa, Chordata, Aves, Passeriformes, Passeridae. The transcript has 7 exons. Gene Ontology annotation, cellular component: neuron projection. The record is from RefSeq and is a predicted model, not a curated record.